UUCAAAAUAGCUUCGCAAGUUUCACAAUAUUGGCUGAAGCGCAUAGGCAUUCUUAUAAGAACGAAACGUCAUAUGAAAUCCGAUUCAAGUUCGCACAUGAACUCAAUGCUCUCUCUCUUUCCUUCGCUGUAUACUGUCUCUCGCCCUCUUCUGUCACUACGGACAAGCGUUGACUGACAGCUUUUCACAGUAGCUCCGCGCAGUAGAGGGGACAGGAGGGCAGCAGUUGCAGCGAACUAUUCAGUACACUGCUGCCAAGCUAUACAGUAAAUGGAUUAAAGCACUCAGCUAGCUAAAUAGUAGUAGCAGACACAUUACUGCAAAGAGAAAGGAAAGGUAAUAUUUAGUAUAUAUUUUAAAAUACUGGACUGGACUAGAGGACCUCUCUCCCUUGCAUACAUGUGUUAAAGGGAGGGAGGGGGACGCAAUUGAAUGAUGUUUGAAUUAUCUAGCAAGCGAAAAUAUUUUUGCUGUCAUUGAAUAGAAGUUUAGGUUGUAGUUGAGAAAAACAAAUACUCGAGCGCGAUGGAGUGCCAACCACCCGACCCGCAAAGCUACGAGGACGUUCGAAAGAACGGCUACCUCCGCAAGCAGAAAUCCAUGCACCGGCGAUACUUCGUCCUCCGGACGGCCUCGGAGAGGGGUCCAGCCCGGCUCGAAUACUACGAGAGUGAAAAGAAAUUCCGCGGAAAAACACCCGUCCCAAAGAAAGCCCUGGUGCUGGAGACGUGUUUCAACAUCAAUAAGCGGGCUGAUGCGAAGAACAAGCACAUGAUAGUGCUGUACACCCGAGCGGAGAGCUUUGCCAUCGCGGCAGAAAACGAGGCGGACCAGGACGAAUGGUAUCAGGCCAUGGUGGAGCUACAAUGCAAAAGUAAGACGCCUACUACUGACACAGGUGCUGGAGGGGACUACGGCGUGCCCACCCCAGGCCCUGCCUUCAAGGAGGUGUGGCAGGUCAAGGUGUGGCCUAAAGGGCUGGGUCAGGCCAAGAACCUGGUGGGUGUCUACCGGCUGUGCCUGACCGACAAGACGGUCAACUUUGUCAAGCUCAACUCGGACGCGGCCGCCGUGGUCCUGCAGUUGAUGAAUGUGCGCCGCUGCGGUCACUCUGAAAACUUCUUCUUUGUGGAGGUUGGUCGCUCUGCGGUCACGGGCCCCGGGGAAUUCUGGAUGCAGGUGGAUGACUCGGUGGUGGCCCAGAACAUGCAUGAGACCCUACUGGAAGCCAUGAAAGCCCUGAGUGAGGAAUUCCGCCAACGCAGCAAGUCACAGUCCAAUUCUGGGCCAGGUGGGGGAGCCACUGCCUCCAACCCCAUCAGCGUCCCCUCGCGACGCCACCACCCCAACCCUCCCCCCAGCCAGGUGGGCUUCACCCGUAGGCCUCGCACCGAGCCGCCCGGAGGGUCUGGAACUGGCGGCAACAGCGCCAAUGCAUCACCCACCCCCCGCCACAGUUUCCCCAGGUCAGGCACAGCCAGCGACGGGGGUAAAGGAGAAGAAGGCGUGGGGGGAGCGUGUGGAGGUGUAGGUCAGAGUUCCAGUCCUACCACCAAUGGGUCCUCCUCCACUACGCCCAUCCUCAGGUCCAAGUUGGCCCGUUCUGCCUCCACCCCAACCAAGAACAACUCCCUGAGCCUGAUGCGCUCCGUCUCCACCCCAGCCCCCUCCCCGGCUCCAAGCUUGUCCUCCAGCUCCAGCCACGGCUCUGAGUUUGGAGUAGUGGUGGCUGCAACCGGAGGAGGUGGAGGAGCAGCAGGGACCGGUGCCUACAGCCGUCUCCCCUCCCACAACGCCUCUGUGUCGGGCUCCCCCAGCGAUUAUGGCUCCUCGGAUGAAUACGGCUCCAGCCCUGGGGAGCACUCUGCCCCCUCCCCCAACAUGCCUGGAGGGUCAGCCAGGUCAGGUCAUUAUCAAUCCCUGGACGACGAGGCUGCUAACUACAUCCUAAUGGGCCAGCGUGGUGGUGCUGUAGCUCCAACAUCUGGCUCUCUGCCUGCUGGAGCAUCCAGCUCAGCCCCUUCCCACCAGCCCCAGACCAGGAGGGUCCUGCGGCGCUCCUCUAGCCGGGAAUGUGAAGCCGAGAGGCGGUUGCUGAGCAAGCGGGCAUCCCUGCCUCCCAUGGCCCUGGAGCGCCUGGCCCCUCGACCCCACAGGGGGGAGGAGGAGCAGGAUGAAGACGCGGCGGACUACGCCAUCAUGUCCCGCAGCACCAGCGGGGAUUCCUUCACCACCUGCGUCUCCUCACAAAGAGACUCUGAGAUGAGCCCCGGUGGAGGGGGAUACCUGGACGUGGCUGUAGAGUUGGUUGGUAGUGGAGGUAUAGUGCGGGAUAACGGCUAUAUGUCCAUGCUACCGGGAGGAGUUACCCAACCUCCAGUCUCCCUCACCCACUCGCUUUCCGUCUCUGUCGCCGACUCGGAGUCCAAGCCAGCGGAUGACUACAUGGCCAUGACGCCUAACAACAGCGUGUCCCCCCCUCAGCAGAUCCGGCCCCCUCCUGGCUCCGGCGACGGCUACAUGAUGAUGUCACCCAACAGCAGCUGCUCUCCGGACCAGCGUGGCUGCCUGGGAGGUGUGACCUGGGUGGACAGCAGUAGUGCCGACAGCCGGGCGGGCAGCGACUACAUGAACAUGUCCCCCAUCAGCAUCCGCUCGGCCAACAGUAGCCCCCCUCCCCCCGAGCAACCCCCUCAGACAGACUACCACCCCUCACUGCAGGCCCCCAAGAUGGUCUACUCCUACUACUCACUUCCCCGCUCCUACAAACACACGCCACCUGGUGGACACUUUGAGGACGGUCCUGGCCGAGGCAGGAGGCCCAAUGGGAGCAGUGAUGUUAGAGGAGUUGGCAGGGCGGUGGUGGUUCGUCAGGACCCCAAUUUGGGUGCAGUCCAAGGUCGCCACCUGUCCCUCUCCUCGUCCUCAUACUCCUCCAGCUCUGCCAGCAGUGAGAGCCUAGGGGAGAACGAGGACAGGGCUCUCCAGGGAGCAGGGUCCUCAGGUGGGGGAGCUCACUCUAAAGACAUGGGGCUCCUCCAGCAGAGACGGGCAGCCCCCAAGCAGGGCCAGCAGGGGGGCCCCAGGACCCGGCCUGUCAGCCUGUUUGUGGACGUGUCCAAAGCCAACACCCUCCCCAGGGUCCGUGAGAACCCCCUCCCCCCGGAGCCCAAGAGCCCAGGGGAGUACGUCAGCAUUGAAUUCAAGGGUGACAAAAGCACCAGAGGAGGGCCAGGAGGUGGGGGAGGGAGGGGACUCAGACAUGGGAUGUCCCUGCCUCACGGCUCCAGCCAGCGCCCUUCACACCGGCCCGCCUCUUGCCUGGGGGGGUUCCUGCCCCUCUCCCGAAGCCCCUCCACCCCCCAGACCCCCCUCACGCCCCUCACCCCUCCAUCCGCCUCAGAAUAUGUCAACAUGGACCUGCGGCCCUCACCGUCCCCCUCUCCCCUCUCCCUGACACCACUGAGCUUCCCCUCCUUCCCCACCCCACCAACGCCCCCUCCAAUGAUCCUGGCCCCCAAGGCCCGCGACGAGUACAGGGUGGCCCUUCAGCAGCAAGGUGGGCCAGAGGGUGCUGAAGCGGGGCCCAGGACAAACAGACAGACUACCCAUGUAGUGGUGACUCAAUCAGAGUCCCCUACCUCCUGCGGGGACUAUACAGAGAUGGCCUUCAGCCUGAAAAACAACACCGUCCCCAGCUCCACGUCCAACAACACCUUCCCCAAAGCCCCCUCCCCAGGCAGGCCCGAUCCCCCAGUCCCUGUCGUCACCCUGGGCCUGGACUUCCCCUUGCCUAAACCUGGGCCCAACCCGGACCACAGGGCUAAAGUGAUCCGGGCCGACCCCCAGGGCCGCAGGCGCCACUGCUCCGAAACCUUCCUCAACCCCCCCCCUCUUCCUCCCCCCUCCUCCAACUCCUCCUCUGCUGCCUCUCUCUUCCCGGAGCAAGCCCAGGCCGUGGUUCGCCGGCUUGGGUUUGAGGGCAUGCUGUGGGGGAAUGGAGUGUCGGCCGAGCAUCUCCCCUCGCAGUUCCUCCACCCUGGGCCUGGCCUACCCGCUGCCCAGGCUUUGUCCAUGGAGCAAGGCCUUAACUAUAUAGACUUGGACUUGGCCAACAAAGAGAGCCUUCAUUCAGCCUUAGACGGGUCCUCAACCGUACAGGCUAUCCCCCCUCGCCUCUACUCGUCCGUACUGAAUGGGGGGGUGGGGGUGUCCGGGGCGGGUAUCGGGGGCAGUGGAGACUCCAACCUCAACACCUAUGCCAGCAUUGACUUCUACAAGUCAGAAGAGCUGCGGACGCAUCCGAACGGAAACAAAGACGGUACAGAAUGCUGAUGUCUUUGCCCUUGCCUUGGAAUUAUGGGAAAUAAAUAAGAGAUGCUGAAGCUCCUCCUCCUCAUCCUUGUGUGACAGCCAAUGGGAAGACGGGAUGCACUGGUCACACCUCUGAAGCACUUUGGAAGGACUGAUGGAAAACCUUUUAUUUUUUUGCUUUCAGUGUAUUGGUUGUGAUGACCAAUGGGGAUGCGUGCCAAUGAUAUUCUGAAAACCUAUUGGUUGCACUUAGCCUGAGAAGGGAGGACUCUAAGCCAAUCAGAGAAGAGUAUGAAGACUGACUGCUGACUGGGAGCCAAUGAUUUUUUUUCGAUCAUCAGCUUAAAUGGAAACCCAAUUAACCAAUCAAAAAUAAGGAUUUAAUCUAAUGACGGCUGAAUAUACAAAGUAUAAAAACAAAAUAUAUAGAAAUAUAUAUCUGCUCAAGUGCCUCAUUUUUUUGAUUGUAGACAUUUUACAAAGAACUUCAACUUAGCGUUGACUACGGAAGUGAAGAUGCUUCAGUAUUUGUGCUUGUUUUGAAGUAGCAAUAUGUUGUGGCAGGUAUAAGAAUAAUAAGGAUGAUGAUGAUAAAAAUACCAAUUAGCUGACCUUACUGUCUUACUGUGAGAUGUUGGCAGCAUAGCUUCUAUUCGCUUUAAGCUCAUUGCUUUAAGCUCAUGUAACUGACAGAUUUCUCCCUAUCUCUCUCUCACUCUUUCAAAAUCUCUCUCUCUGCCCAUACCUCUCAUCCAAGAUUGCAGUAUUCUAUAUCACAUACCAGCCCGCCCACAUACUUUACAAUAAGACAGUCACCCUUCACCGUGAAUAUUGUCUCUGGCGCUGGACAAUAUGUAUGUAACACACAAUCACUUGGCACUUGUUGCAGGUAAAGACAGGUGCUCUGUUCCAAAAUCUACAUUAACAUACCACUUGGAAUGAAGUGAUAAGUUGUGGAAUGCAUGCAUUCUGAGCAGUGGUGGGAAAAGUCCUCAAUUGUCAUAUUUGAGUAAAAGUAAAGAUACCUUAAUAAAAAAUGACUGAAGUAAAAGUCACCAGGUAAAAUACUACUUGAGUAAAAGUCAAAGUAUUUGGUUUUAAAUAUACUUACGUAUCAAAAGUAAAAGUAUAAACAAUUUUUAAAAUUCCUUAUUAUUCCUCAAUUUUAUUUUUAAAAUGUAUUGGCGGAUAGUCAGAGGCACACACUCAGACAUAAUUUACAAACGAAGGAUUUGUGUUUAGUGAGUCCGCCAGAUCAGAGGCAGUAUGGAUGACAUGGGAUAUUCUCUUGAUAAGUGUGUGAAUUGGACCAUUUUCUUGUCAAAAUGUAAUGAGUACUUUUGGGUGUCAGAGAAAAUAUAUGGAGUACCAAGUGCAUUAUUUUAUUUAGGAAUGUAGUGAAGUAAAAGUCUGCAAAAAUAUAAAUAGUAAAGUACAGAUACCCCAAAAAACUACUUAAGUAGUACUUUAAAGUAUUUUUACUUAAGUUCUUUACACCACUGAUUCUGAGUGGUGUAAAUGGGCUCCUGUGGAUGUUGGAACAUAGCCAUUCAAAAUAGGGGAGAGUGGGGUAAGAUGAGCUCAACCACUCAACAUACCCCAUUCUCCUCUACCUGGGUUGGUCAGAUUAUUAUAGCAUUGUGCUAGGUAGAUGGUAAAUCCCUCAGCAUUGUGCUACGUAGAUGGUAAAUCCCUCAGCAUUGUGCUAGCUAGGUGGUAAAUCCCUCAGCAUUGUGCUAGGUAGAUGGUAAAUCCCUCAGCAUUGUGCUAGGUAGAUGGUAAAUCCCUCAGCAUUGUGCUACGUAGAUGGUAAAUCCCUCAGCAUUGUGCUAGGUAGAUGGUAAAUCCCUCAGCAUUGCGCUAGCUAGGUGGUAAAUGGCUAGUGUUGCUGAUCACAGCUCAGAUAUAGGUAUGACAUUAUUAUCCUACUCAAUCCAAUUAUCAGACAAAAUGUUAGUAUCUAUUAUCUCAAGACAGUUGCAGGUAUUUUCAUCCCCAUCGUGUCAGGAGCCUGGUAAGCGAUAGGAUGGUGGAGUAUAGUGUCCAUAGAGAUAACGGACGUGCCGACAUUAGCUGUGCUAACUAUAGCCCUUGCUAAAGUCGUCUUAUCUAACGUCUGGAUUUUAUAACAUGGGCCUUGCUAGCUGCGGGGAACAUGCUAACUUCAGCCUAGUUAGCAAAGUAUUUUGUUAGGGGGCAUAGAUGGCCACAACCGUCCUUUCUGUUUCUCAUUCUCCCUUUUUCGCUCUCUUUUUGUCUCUUACUUUAAACUCUUUCUGCUAUGCAUUAGCACUAAAGUGCCUGUCUGUAUGUCCGUCUGUCCCUUUCUUCCCCUUUAGCACUAUCAGGGCUAUCCUCUCAAAAUAUAUAUAGUCUAUUUUUAUGUCUAUUUUUCUUUUAGCGUAUGUACAAUAUUGUGUAACCUCAAGGUACCCUUCCCUUAUUGAGGUUUCAAUUAUGGUCAAGGAUGUAGUGACCCAUGAAAUGACUUGACCAAUUGCCCCUGACUUCAUCACGUGUUUGUAUUGGGUUGGUGCUGAAAAAUGUAGGCCCCGAGGAGAACCCCAUUGAGGACCUCGUCUAUGGAUGGCCGUAUUAGUGCCAAAACAAAAAUACGCUGUGACUCUUUCAGACAAUACAUUAAAAAGCUACAGUAGCUACUUUUAAUAGCUACUAUGAGCUCUCAAGUUCUGACGUUUUAUAUUGCCUGCUCUGUUGUUUUCUUACCACCGUAAAAACAAAAAAACCUGUUUUGGAUGUUUUGAGACAUCUUGCCUCAUAGUUUGCCUCUGGGACACUUAUGAAAUUGUACUAAAUGAACAAAACUUACUGUAAGUUGCCAAUAUGAGCAAUCACAGACAGAGAAAAAUAGGGGGGGGGGGACUUUUAACAGAACGAAAUGUGUCUGUCCGUUUCACUACCACCACAUUUGUAUAUGGGCUGGCUGUCUUAUGCACUUCCUUCUCAUUUGAGUCACGUGACUUUUGGUAGCAUAACAAAGCGGCUUCAUUGCUACCAGAUUGGGAUCUGUGGUCAGGACAAUUGGCCCUAAUGGUUUCUAAUGUAGAGGUGGGGUUGGGAAAGUAGUUUGACUCCAACCUCACUGUGCCAGGUUUGUUUCUGUUCACUGCAUGGCACAAAGAGGCAGCAACACACACACACACACAUUAAACACAAACAGUGUUUUGGAAAUGUUAUAUUUUUCUCAUAAUGACUCAACAAUCUUCCAAACUAAAGCCAGAUCCUAGGUUCCAGUAAUAUGGGGGAAAACACACAAAAACAAACUUAGUGCAAGAGUUCAUUCUGAAAUCAAAGUUAAAUCCAACACUAUGGCCUCAAAAGUGGACAAUGCCCAUGAGCUCAUUCACUGUUGAGGUCUAGAUGACAAACUUGAAUUUUGGAGUGAAGUGUCACUUUAAUUCUUAGAGAAGCAAGGUACUUGGAGGCAAGAGUGUCAGGUCUCCAUUUAACAUACCUACAGUGGCGACCCGUCAAUCAGGGCAGGUGGGGCAGAGCCCUACCUGUUUAAGCCCCACCUGUUAAGCUAAAAAUAUACUUUUUUAGUUGUAUCUGUUUUGCAUGUUAUUUUGGCAUUAGUACAUGUCACAUCAGUUUGCAAACAAUGUCAAAGAAAAAUCAUUGAGUUAAUAAAGCUGCAUAAAAACA
Messenger RNA from Salvelinus fontinalis (brook trout), 7980 nucleotides. Its product is annotated as insulin receptor substrate 1-B. NCBI's taxonomy places the organism in Eukaryota, Metazoa, Chordata, Actinopteri, Salmoniformes, Salmonidae. Gene Ontology annotation, molecular function: phosphatidylinositol 3-kinase binding; insulin receptor binding. The transcript is spliced from 4 exons. Gene Ontology annotation, cellular component: plasma membrane; cytosol. The record is from RefSeq and is a predicted model, not a curated record. Gene Ontology annotation, biological process: insulin receptor signaling pathway. Bases 526 to 4335 code for a protein of 1269 amino acids.